Daldinia loculata is the source of this 1453-nucleotide messenger RNA. Its product is annotated as endosomal cargo receptor. Gene Ontology annotation, biological process: endoplasmic reticulum to Golgi vesicle-mediated transport. The coding region runs from base 563 to 979 and encodes 138 amino acids. The record is from RefSeq and is a predicted model, not a curated record. The transcript has 4 exons. Gene Ontology annotation, cellular component: COPII-coated ER to Golgi transport vesicle; endoplasmic reticulum membrane. Lineage: Eukaryota; Fungi; Ascomycota; Sordariomycetes; Xylariales; Hypoxylaceae.
CAUCAGUGUUAGUGGGUGGAACCUUAGCCGAAAGCUUCACCAAGCUUCGCCGCUUCAAGGCCCAAUCUCCUCUUCUCCCAAAAGGAAGGCAAGCUUUUUUUCUUGCUUCGCGCGAGCCGCUUUCAUCAUCCACCCGCACAAAACCUCCGCCCUCCCCCAAAUUUCUCAAACUACCGAUAAAUAAAUCAAAUCACCGUUCUCAGCUUAAUUAAUCGCGGGGACUUUUCGACAUACCGUCUACAGUACAUUCCGACGGCACGUAAAUCUUUCUAUCCUAAUUUGCUGUGAUACUCGCGCAAAAACAUCGACUUCCACCCACCGUAAUCCUGCAGCCUGCAGCCUUAUCUCCGCAUUCUCUCCCCUUCAAGUCCUACUCUAGGUCCCGCCAUUUUGACCGUCCAACCCUCUCGACGUGCGCCCGACACCGUCUAGCUAAACGCUGUUAGAAAGCUUCCGUAAAGCUUCGCUCGAUCAUACCUGUUAACGAGAGAUUUGCAUAUCCGACAGUUUAUUCUAUACUGUUACAACUCCCUUGUAGACCACCAAAAGUACAACUGUCAAGAUGUCGGGCGAGGCGUGGUUAUACCUCUUCGCCGUGCUAAUAAAUGCCGUCAACCUAUUCCUUCAAGUAUUCUUUACGAUUAUGUAUAGUGAUUUAGAAUGUGACUACAUUAACCCCAUCGACCUAUGCAACCGUCUCAACACCUAUAUCAUCCCCGAAGCUGCUGUACAUGGAUUCUUGACUUUCCUAUUUCUGAUCAACGGAUACUGGGUGGCACUGAUCCUCAACUUGCCGCUCCUCGCAUGGAACAUUAAGAAGAUUGUGGACAACACUCACCUGCUGGAUGCAACCGAGAUCUUCAGGAAGCUCAAUGUGCACAAGAAGGAAUCAUUCACCAAGCUGGGCUUCCAUCUGGUCAUGUUCUUCUUCUACCUGUACAGCAUGAUCGUUGCCUUGAUCAAGGACGAGACGAAAUAAGCUGCGAGACGUUGGGAUAAGCACAAUGAUAAACACGACGCAAACGAAACACCCUAACGGAAUGACUCUAAUGAGGCCACGAUUACAUAGGGUCUCCAGAUACCCGGCGGGAGCAUUGUCAAUCCAGACAACCCUGGAGCGAGCCUUAAAGUUGUGAAUUUGCUUGGAGAGGGGAGAAUUACCGGACGAGUUGAUGAAGCGGGAUGGAACGUGGUCCCUCGAUAGGUCGAUAGGGAUUGAAAAUGACCCGAUUGUCUCGUUCGAUGUGUGCGAUACCAUGGGAUAGGAUUGAAAUGAUGAUAGCGAGCGACCUGGGAGUAGGUCAGGUCUGUUGAAUUAGCAGUAUGUGCAAGUUUUUCGGGCCGGAGAUUCUCAUAGAUAAUAAAGUCACAAGAUAAUACCCCGACCCGUACGAAUUUAGUCAGUUUAACAUGCCAUUUAUAAGUAAUGUAAAUCAUUUAGCAAAUGUGAUCA